Messenger RNA from Drosophila navojoa, 1183 nucleotides. Its product is annotated as peritrophin-44-like. The record is from RefSeq and is a predicted model, not a curated record. NCBI's taxonomy places the organism in Eukaryota, Metazoa, Arthropoda, Insecta, Diptera, Drosophilidae.
GAAAGUCUCAGGUCUAACGACGCAAUUCUGGCAAAUGACAAAUCGAUUCAAAAUCUAGACCAACGGAAGCUACUUUUAUCUGAGAAUCUAAAAUCUGAGAAAACGGAUUCAUCAUCUACAAAACCGGAUCACUCAAAGGAACAUGACAUGCCAUCUGCAGCUGAGGCUCUGAAGUACAUUGAACACCUUAUAUCUUCUACGCUAUUUGAUCUAUCAAAGAAUGCAUCGGCUUUAAAGAACCUCCAGAUAGUGUCCAAAGCAGAAAACAUAAUUGUGCCUUUGGAAGACGAGGUUGACUCCAAAUGCCGUUCUUUACCUAAUGGUGCUUUUAUAAGAGAUCCAAAUCUCUGUGCUAAGUUUUAUGUGUGCUCCAAUGGGCGUGCCAUACCUCACAGCUGCCCGAAUGUUCUCUAUUUCGACAUCAAAAAGAAGGUCUGCAAUUUCCCCAGCCUGGUGGACUGUACAAGCGGAGACGAGGAAUUUAGUACAGCUCCAAGUAAUCUUUUAAGCCCGAACGGUGAUUCUCCAUCCGAACCGGAUGAUUCGCCGAUUCCAGAUUGUAGUUUAUUCCCAAAUGGCGAAUAUAUUAGGCAUCCAAGAUCAUGUAGCAAAUUUUAUGUCUGCGCUAAUGGAAAGGCCAUUCCUAGACAGUGCCCUAAAGGUCUCUACAUAGACACUGAGAUAAAAUAUUGCAAUUAUCCCAUUCGCGUGAAAUGCAAGAUCGAUGAUGCAAAUAGCCCAAGUGGUUCAGUCAUUACAGGCACGGCGGUUAACUGUACCAAUAAGAGAGAUGGAACCACUAUGCGGGACUCUGAGAUCCACAAUAAGUAUUACGUUUGUCGAAACGGUACUCCAGUUACCCAUUUCUGUGACCCAGGGAAAUGGUUUGACCUUAAUCGAGGCGUCUGUGUCCAGAAGCAGUUGGUCGACAACGACCCAUUAGUGCCCUGGCUAUAAUUUCUUUAAUGAAGUAAUAGAAAAUAUAAAGAUAUAUGUAUAUAAGAGGUGUAGGGUUUUGCUAUAUGGAUAUGUUUAGGCUGCGAUAUAGUUAUGUAAGCAUAUAUAUUAUAUAUAUUAUAUUUGGCUAGGCUGUUAUAUAUAAACAUAUAUAUCAAACGAUCGAAAGAGCAAUACAGUUUCCGCAUUUUAUUGCAAGGUAAUAAAUCAUAUUCUAACAUGAUGA